CAAAUGAACUUGGCAAAAGCUCCAGGUUGUGGUUUCAUGAAGACAUUCUCCAAAUUUUAGAAGGAGACAAGAGGUUCCAGUCUGCGAGUGUGAUGGAUUUUAGGAGUCGUAAAUUUUUAACAGAACUGCCUGACUUAUCUGGAGUCACAAAUGUGAAGGAACUGAGUUCGGAUUAUUGCAAGAAUUUGUUUAAAGUCCAUGUUUCUAUUGGAUUUCUCGAUAAACUUGAAAGAUUAAGUGUUACUCAUUGCUGCAACCUCAAGACCUUUCCAAGCAUCUUAUUAAGAUCCCUUGAAUUUUUUGAGCUCGCAUGAUGUCCAACCUCCAGAGAUUCCCAGAAAUAUUGAAAGCAGUGGAAAAUAUAAGAGAUGUUCGUUUGGAUCAUAGUGGCAUAGAAGAAUUGCCAUUGUCAUUCAGAAACCUGAUUGGGUUACGAGACUUAGACCUGUCAAAUUGCAAACAUCUUCGAGAAUUUAAGAGCAAUCCCACCAAACCUGCAAGAAUUGGAGGUCGUAGACAGCAAGAAUUGGAGGUCGUAGACAAACACUUGAAUUCAGAAUCUUGUAGAAUAUUGUUGAGUCAGGCACUACGUGAGGUUGAUGGAUUGAGGUUUCUAAUGUUGGAGGACAAAAUGCCAGAAUGGUUUGACAACUCUACCGAUGGCCAUUCAAUUUGUUUUUGGAUCCGAAACAAAUUCCCAAACAUGGCUGUAUGUUUUGCUGAACACAUGGGAUAUCAUGGAGAGCUUGUUCCAAAUGGUUCAGUCUAAGUCAAUGGUAAGUAGUUGGAAUAUGAAAUCGAAGACAGAAUUUAUGGAAGGAUUACAUCACAGCAUAUCUUUUUGUUUGAUUUGCAAAACCUUAGUCAUGAAGAUAAACUCAAGGGGGCAGUUUUAGAGCAUGGAUGGAAAAAGAUACAGAACUGACGUACCAUGCGUCACCGAAAAAAUCAAACUUGGGCAAAGACCAAGAGAAUAUAUGUAUACAAGCGGAACUCUAGAAUGGAAGAUAUCUGGUUCAUAAAUCCUAACGAGGAUAUCUCUCCAUCAACUUUUGAACUAGUGUCUUGGUCAACUAAAUAAUUUGUCCGAUUUUCAAUACCUGACACUUGCCUCGCAUACAAGAAUUUUAUAUUGAAUUUUAUGAAAAUUUCCUCAAUGGCUCAAAUUUCAAAGGCGAUUGGUGGUCCAAAGGGCUUUCCAUGAGAGGACUGAAGACACAGACCAUGAGAGAGAAGAAAAAUGCUCUCUCU
Molecule: messenger RNA, 1251 nt
Organism: Prosopis cineraria
Lineage: Eukaryota; Viridiplantae; Streptophyta; Magnoliopsida; Fabales; Fabaceae
Exons: 3
Coding region: 311-769 (152 amino acids)
Source: RefSeq, a predicted model, not a curated record